Camelina sativa (false flax) is the source of this 1147-nucleotide messenger RNA. RefSeq names its product nudix hydrolase 18, mitochondrial. Lineage: Eukaryota; Viridiplantae; Streptophyta; Magnoliopsida; Brassicales; Brassicaceae. Gene Ontology annotation, cellular component: cytoplasm; nucleus. Gene Ontology annotation, molecular function: pyrophosphatase activity. The record is from RefSeq and is a predicted model, not a curated record.
UAAGCCACAAUGGAGAGGGAGGCAAAAGACAACGCUUUUUGUCUCAUCCCAAAUCUUUCUCACUCACCCACAUCAUAACUUCAUUAUUCCUAUCCACUCUUUCUUAUAACUCUCAAAACGAUUCCUUAACUUCGAUCUUCAAACCAGCACAGGAUUCGUGGCUUCUUCCGUUUUAGCCAUCCAAGCGAAACCGUGAUCUCCUCUUUUCUUUUUAUGCAGUCGAACAGUUAGGUUCAUAUAUAUUCUUCAAAACCUCUGUUUUUAUAAGAACAUGGUGUGUUUGGUUUCUCGUACCGGUCGUCAAUCCCAAAGAUACAAUAAGGGACGCCGUCUAGUUGUCGGGUGUAUUCCGUACAGAAUCAAGACUUCGAACGAUAGCAAAACUAGUGGCGAAUUUGAAGUUCUUGUUAUCUCAUCUCAGAAAGGUCACGCUCUGAUGUUCCCAAAGGGUGGUUGGGAGCUUGAUGAAUCUAUAGAAGAAGCGGCGUCAAGAGAGUCUCUAGAAGAAGCUGGAGUUGUUGGAAACGUUGAGAGACAACUUGGAAAAUGGGAUUUCUUAAGCAAAAGCAGAGGAACAUUUUACGAAGGAUUAAUGUUCCCAAUGCUUGUAAAAGAAGAGCUUGAGCUUUGGCCUGAACAACAUCUUCGUCAAAGAACGUGGAUGAAAGUAGAUGAAGCAAGAGAAGCUUGUAGAGAUUGGUGGAUGAAGGAAGCUUUAGAUGUUUUGGUCCAGAGGCUUUCUUCACCAUCAAGGAAGCCUAUGGAAGAAAAAGACAAGACCAUUCCAUUGAUCUCUCUAUCUGCUGAAAAACCAAAUCUGAUGUGUUCUUGAUGACUUGAUCACUUCAAUUUGUAGAUAAAAAAAAAACAUCUGACGCCUUUUUCGUGAAGAGUCUACGUGCUAGUACUGCUGAAGAAAUAAGUAUGUACAGAGGCAACGAACAGUUUGUAGAUUUUGGAUGUGUCGAGCAAGACAACGUCAUGUGAACGAUGGGAGGAAGAAGAUAAAAAGCAAAGAGUGCAAACAAAAAACUGUACAAUAAUAAUGUUUCCUCUCUUUGUGUAUCUCUCCCCAUCUUCCUUAUCUGAUUUUGACAAUGAAUCAAUGAUCUAAAUAAAAAUUUAAACGAUAAUAUUCAGAAAACCA